This is a messenger RNA of Pterocles gutturalis (yellow-throated sandgrouse), 1707 nucleotides long. It is a transcript of the gene EPHA6, whose product is annotated as EPH receptor A6. The transcript is spliced from 13 exons. Gene Ontology annotation, biological process: protein phosphorylation; axon guidance. Gene Ontology annotation, cellular component: neuron projection. The record is from RefSeq and is a predicted model, not a curated record. Lineage: Eukaryota; Metazoa; Chordata; Aves; Pterocliformes; Pteroclidae. The annotation marks the transcript as partial. Gene Ontology annotation, molecular function: ATP binding; protein binding; transmembrane-ephrin receptor activity.
GUCUACCCACGGAUAGCGCCGGCAUUUUGGCACUACCUGCGGGUAGAAGAGCAUGAGCAGCUCAGCUAUUCCUCCACAAGGUCCAAGGCUCCAAGUGUUAUCAUCACAGGUCUCAAGCCAGCCACCAAGUAUAUAUUUCAUAUCAGAGUCAGGACGGCAGCAGGAUACAGCGGCUAUAGCCAGAAGUUUGAAUUUGAAACUGGAGAUGAAACUUCUGAUAUGGCUGCAGAGCAGGGGCAGAUUCUUGUAAUUGCUACUGCGGCUGUUGGUGGAUUCACUCUCCUGGUCAUCCUCACUUUGUUCUUCCUGAUCACUGGGAGGUGCCAGUGGUACAUAAAGGCCAAAAUGAAAUCUGAAGAGAAAAGAAGGGCUCAUUUGCAAAAUGGACAUUUACAUUUCCCAGGAAUCAAAACAUAUAUUGAUCCAGACACAUAUGAAGACCCGUCUCUUGCUGUCCAUGAGUUUGCAAAGGAGAUCGAUCCUUCAAGAAUUCGUAUUGAGAGAGUUAUUGGGGCAGGUGAGUUUGGAGAAGUAUGCAGUGGACGUCUGAAGACACCAGGAAAAAGAGAGAUACCUGUAGCAAUUAAAACUCUAAAAGGCGGCUAUAUGGACAGGCAGAGAAGAGAUUUCCUCAGAGAGGCUAGUAUCAUGGGACAAUUUGAUCACCCAAAUAUAAUUCGCCUUGAAGGAGUUGUUACAAAAAGAUCCUUUCCGACCAUUGGGGUGAAGUCUCUUUCGAGAUUCCUGAGGGCGGGAUUUUUAAAUAGCAUCCUGGCCUCACAUCCAGUGUCAGGAGGUGGAUCUUUACCCCCCAGCAUUUCCUCUGGCAGACCAGUAAUGAUUGUAGUUGAAUACAUGGAGAAUGGAUCCCUUGACUCCUUUCUGCGGAAGCAUGAUGGCCACUUCACAGUCAUCCAGCUGGUUGGCAUGCUGCGGGGGAUUGCAUCUGGCAUGAAGUACCUCUCAGACAUGGGUUAUGUACACCGUGACCUGGCAGCCCGUAAUAUCUUGGUCAACAGUAACCUCAUGUGUAAAGUCUCUGACUUUGGGUUGUCACGAGUGUUGGAGGACGAUCCUGAAGCUGCUUACACAACAAGCGGUGGAAAAAUCCCCAUAAGGUGGACCGCUCCUGAAGCUAUAGCUUACCGCAAGUUCUCUUCUGCAAGUGAUGCAUGGAGCUAUGGGAUUGUAAUGUGGGAGGUGAUGUCCUAUGGUGAGAGACCAUACUGGGAGAUGUCCAACCAGGAUGUUAUACUGUCUAUUGAAGAAGGCUACAGGCUUCCAGCUCCCAUGGGUUGCCCAGCUUCUCUUCACCAACUAAUGCUUCACUGCUGGCAAAAGGAGAGGAACCACCGUCCAAAAUUUAGUGAUAUUGUCAGCUUCCUAGACAAACUGAUCCGCAAUCCAAGCACCCUUCAUAACUUAGUGGAGGACGUACUUGUAAUGCCAGAUUCACCUGGUGAAGUUCCAGAAUAUCCUUUGUUUGUUUCAGUCAGUGACUGGCUGGACUCCAUAAAAAUGGGUCAGUAUAAAAAUAACUUCAUGGCAGCAGGUUUCACAACUUUGGAUAUGGUUUCAAGAAUGAGUAUUGAUGACAUUAGAAGAAUUGGAGUUGUACUCAUUGGACACCAGAGACGAAUAGUCAGCAGUUUACAGACUUUGCGGUUACACAUGAUGCACAUACAGGAGAAAGGAUUUCAUGUAUGA